This is a messenger RNA of Penicillium lagena, 717 nucleotides long. RefSeq names its product ankyrin repeat domain-containing protein. The record is from RefSeq and is a predicted model, not a curated record. The coding region runs from base 1 to 717 and encodes 238 amino acids. Gene Ontology annotation, molecular function: protein binding. NCBI's taxonomy places the organism in Eukaryota, Fungi, Ascomycota, Eurotiomycetes, Eurotiales, Aspergillaceae. The transcript is spliced from 6 exons.
AUGGAUCCCCAGAGCAACAAGUUCGCUCUCCACGAGGCUGCCCGUGAGGGCAGAACCGAAAUUGCCGAGUCUCUUCUCAACGCAAAUCCAAAAUCUGCAUUUGUUAAAGAUGACGACGAUCGUCUUCCGAUCCACUGGGCUGUGGCAUACAAUCGGCUGCCGAUCGUGGAGUUGCUAGUCGGCAGCAGGAAUUUUGAUCCCGACGUGGAGGAUGGGUCAGGCUGGACCCCACUGAUGAUCGCUGCAAGUUUGAAGGACGCUGGAGGCGACCCGAUCAUUGACUUGUUCCUGAAAAAGGGAGCGGAUGUGAAUGUCAAGAGCGUUUCGGGCCAGAAUGCUUUGCACUUUGCAAGCUCCAAGGCCAACGUUUCUACUGUCCGGACCUUGCUUGCCAACAAGUGCAGCGCCAGAGUUAAGGAUGUUCGCGGUCAGCUCCCUCUUCAUCGAGCGGCAGCCAUUGGCUCAGUCCCUAUCCUCAAAACUCUUCUAGAAGAAGGAAAGAGUCCCGUUAAUGCGACAGAUGCCGAUGGUCUGACGGCGCUGCACCACGCUGUGUCUGAAGGACAUGGAGAUGCAGCGAUCCUGCUGUUAAAGUCUGGCGCCGAAGCGGAAAAGAGGGACAAUGAUGGUAAAUUGGCUAUCGAUCUGGUGCCGGAUGACAAGGUCAAGAAGUACAUUUUGCAAACCGCAGAACGAGAAGGAGUUGAGCUACCGUAG